GUGGCUGCUAUUGGCUUAUCCUUACAGCUGCCUGUGUGGAAUGUCAGGAGAGAGGCAGAGGCUGGCUCCUCCCCAUAUCCCACCUCUUCAUUUAGCCUGUGCUAGAAAAAAAUUACCCCCCCUAUAAACAGCCUCAGAGAUUUCAGAGGAAGGGAGCCAUUUGAGACUGGGCAGCAAGAGCCCCCAGGAUGAGGAUAGCCAUCCUCCUGAGCCUUCUGUUCCAUGCUGCAGCUGCUUCUCACCAACUACAUUACCUGGUGGUGAUCCCUGCAGCUCUCCGGUACCCAUCCACCCAGGUUGCCUGCCUCCAUAUCACCUGUCAUGAUGCAAAAAUUCAAGUGAAUCUGGCCUUGGAGCGCUCUGCAGGACAGGAGCUCUUAAUGCAAGAAACCAUCCACAAGAAGAAGACUUUCCUGUGCACUAAGUUCUGGGUUGCCCCUCCAGCUGAUGGCACAGAGGAGGUUGCCACUGUAAAACUGACCAUCACAGGAGACGGGGUCAAUAUUGAGGAGCAGAAAAAGGUCCUGAUCUGCCAGGGCAGGAAUGGCACCAUCAUCCAAACAGACAAGCCCAUCUAUGAACCAGGGCAGACAGUGAAAUUUCGCAUUGUGACUCUGGAUGAGGAAUUCCUUGCACUCAACGAUUCGAUUUCCCUGUUUCUCCUGGACCCUAAGAACAACCAGAUAGAGCAGUGGCAGAACGUGGUCCCUCGGGAUGGCAUUGCAGACCUGUCUUUCCAGCUGAGUGACGAGCCCCUGCUGGGAAUGUACGUCAUCAACAUCACCAGUGCCGGAGCCUACGGCAGCUUCUCCGUCAGGGAGCGUGUGCUGCCAGAAUUUGAAGUGAUCUUUGAGGCACCAAAUCAGAUUUAUGCACUAGAUACAACCUUCCUGCUCCGGGUAUGUGGCAGAUACACUCGUGGCAAAAGCAUCCAGGGGAUGGUUCAUGUGAGCCUUUGUCAGAAGAUAGCCCCAUUCCUGCCCAGUUCUUCCAAACCUGAUCUCUGUCACAAAUUCAGCAACCAGACAGAUGAGGCAGGUUGCUUCUCCACAAACGUGAGCCUGUCCUCCUUCAGCCGAGACUUUCGGUACUAUCGGGACAGCAUAGUUGUAGAGGCCUCGCUGGUGGAGGAUGCCACAGAGAUACAGGUCAAUGCUUCCCACAAAUUACUUAUCUCCAGGAUUGGCGGGAUGGCCUUGUUUGAUGAUGUCAAUUCUUACUACCAUCCUGGACAGAUGUACAGAGGGAAGAUUAAAGUAAUUGAUUACCAAGGCAAGGCACUGAAGAACAAAGAAGUCCUCCUCGUAGUAAACUGUGCUGAGCAGCAAUUUAGGCAGAAGUACAUAACUGGGGACUCUGGAACAGCUUCAUUCAGCCUGGACACCUCUGCCUGGAACAGCACCUUGGCCUCCCUGGAGGCAAGUGUCCUGCACCAAGAUUCGGACAGAGAGCCUGGGACAGCUGACGUGAGUUUCCAGCGAGCCUCCUACUUCAUACAACCAUUCUACAGCACCAGCAGGAGCUUCCUCUCUAUCGUCCGUGUGCCAGAGACAAUGCCCUGUGGCAAAACUCAGUCUGUCCAGGUGGACUUCAGAAUUCAUGAGGAAGACCUGGAACAUGGGCCCAAACGCGUCAUUUUCUCCUACUUUGUCACAGGGAAAAGAGGGAUAGUCCAUGCAGGUCAGCAGACUGUCUGGGUUGGGCUGCCAAGAAUGCUGGAAGGCUCCUUCUCCAUCCCUCUUACGUUCAGCUUGACCUAUGCCCCAGCUCCAAGACUUGUUGUUUAUGUCAUCUUCCCUAAUGGAAAAAUCAUUGCCGAUUCUACCAUCUUCAGUGUCUCCACGUGUUUCAGAAACAAGGUGGAGCUGGGCUUCUCAAUGCCAGAGACUCUUCCUGGCUCACAGGUUAGCCUCCGCCUGCAGGCAGCUCCUGGCUCCACGUGUGCUGUCUGGGCUGUGGAUCCAAGUGCCUUUUGGAUGAAGCCAGGAAGAGAACUGAGCAGCCACUCGAUCUAUGGGCUGUUCCCAUCUGUUUAUAACUCCAGGUAUCCUCGCCAAGUGUCUGAAGACGAUCGUUCAUGCGGGUUCCCAAAUUCUAAUGAGCCCGAUGUGUUUACAGCAUUCAGGGAAAUGGGAUUGAAAAUUAUGUCCAACACCAAUAUCAAGAAACCCAGAGUAUGUCCAACCACUCCAUUGACAACUAUGCUGCGGGGAACAGGAAUGUCCAUUUCCAGGCCCAUGCUGACGUUUGCCCAGCCCCAUAAAGUGUAUAAUAAGCAUCUGAUACCAACGUAUCAGCCCACUAUGUUUCCACCUUUUUCCUCAGCUGAAGAGAAAAGACACAAGCAUGUUCACGAAACUUGGCUGUGGGAUUUAUAUUCCGUGGGUCCCAGUGGGAACAAGAGUAUCACUGUCACCGUGCCUGAUGCCAUCACAGAAUGGAAAGCAGGAAUGUUCUGCACAGGACGUAAUGGCUUUGGGUUUGCUCCAGCCUCCCGGCUGAUUGUUUCCAAGCCCUUUCUUGUGGAGCUGCCACUGCCAUCCUCUGCGGUCCAGGGUGAGACCUUCAACUUGAAGGCCACAGUCUUCAACAAUGUGCAGCAAUGCAUGAGGAUCCAAGUGACCGUGGAGGAGUUUGCACACUUCCAGCUGAAGCCAUGCAAAGGCUGUGUCUACAGCAGCUGCUUAUGUGCUGGGGAAGCCAAGACCUUUCAGUGGAGUGUCACAGCUGAGCAGCUGGGGCUCAUGAACAUCACCCUCAGCACUGAGGCUGUGGCCACCAAGGAGCUCUGUGGCGAGGCAACACCAUUUGUCCCAAAACAAGGACAGAAAGACAUCAUCACCAGACUCAUUCAAGUCCGGCCAGAGGGAGUGUUGGUAGAAAAGACUCACAGCUCCAUCCUGUGUCCUGAAAAAGGGAAUCCAGCAGAGGAGUCUGUGUCCCUGGUGCUCCCUCUAAAUGUGGUGGAAGGUUCAGUCAGAGCCACCGUCUCAGUCACCGGGGACCUCAUGGGGGUGGCAUUGCAGAACCUGGACCACCUGGUGCAGCUGCCUCACGGCUGUGGGGAGCAGAACAUGGUGCUGUUUGCCCCCAUUGUCUAUGUGCUGCAGUACCUGGAGAAGACGAGGCAGCUGAGCCCUGAGAUCAAGGACAGGGCAGCAGGAUUCCUGCGCAAUGGUGAGCACAACAGACCCCACCUUGCCCCUCUGCCUUCCCCUGUGUCCAACAUCCCAGGCUCCUACUCCCACCUGGAGCACUCCACCAACCCAUGCCUUCACAGCAGUCUUAUUGCAAAUACCUCUGUGAGCACUCAUGUCCUGUCCUGCUUCUCAGGGUACCAGAUACAGCUGCAGUAUCAGCACCCUGAUGGCUCCUACAGUGAAUUUGGUAUCAAGGAUGAGUAUGGUAAUACUUGGCUGACUGCAUUUGUGGUGAAAUGCUUUGUCCAAGCCAAGCCGUACAUUUACCUGGACAACCAGAUUAUCCAAGCUGCUCUCACCUGGCUGGAAUUCCACCAGCUUCCCAGUGGUUGCUUCAAAAAUGUGGGACAACUUUUCCACACUUUCAUGAAGGGAGGCGUAGAUGGGGAAGUCCUCUUGGCUGCCUACAUCACUGCUGCGUACUUGGAGGCAGGAGCAACACCACAGAGCACGGUGGUGCGCAGGGCUCUGGGCUGCAUCGCUCCUGCACUCCCCAGGGCUGCCAGCACCUACACACAGGCCCUGCUGGCAUACACCUUCGCCCUGGCUCAGGACUCCCAGCGCACCCAAGAGCUCCUCGAUGUGCUUGACCGGAAGGCGAUCAGAGCAGAUGGGCAGAUCCACUGGAGUCAGGCCUCAUCCAAGUCCAGAACCAGUACCAGCCCUUGGUCACAGCCAGUGUCUGUGGAUGUGGAGCUGACAGCCUAUAUCCUGCUGGCCCUUCUCUCCAAGCCAAAUGUCACAGAGUCUGACCUCACCACCGCCUCUGGCAUCAUGGCCUGGCUCACCAGGCAGCAGAAUCCCUAUGGAGGCUUUGCCUCAACACAGGACACAGUAGUGGCCUUGCAGGCAUUGGCUAAGUAUGCAGCACUGACACACAGCACACAGGGGGAUGCAGAAGUGAGGGUGAGGUCCCAUGGAGGCUUUGGGAAGAAGUUCCAGGUCUCCUACCAGAACCGGCUGCUGGUGCAGGAGGUGGCACUGACAGAGGUCCCGGGCGAGUUCUUGGUGCAGGCCCAUGGCAGCUGUUGUGUCUUUACUCGGAUGGUGCUGAGGUACAACACACCCUCCCCACAAGACUCAACAUCCUUUGCCUUGCAAGUGAAAACUGAGCCGGUCAAUUGCACCAAGAACAACACACGCUCUGUUACUGUCCAUGUCCAUGUCAGGUACAAUGGAAAGAAAUCCACUUCCAACAUGGUGAUUCUGGAGGUGACCUUACUGACUGGAUUUGCCUUGGCUCCAGGAUCUCUGCAGCAUGGGCACUCUGUGAGAAGAACUGAGAAAACACAACGAGGUGUUGCCAUCUACUUGGACAAGCUGAGCCAUAUCUCUGACACAUAUGUCCUGCAUCUGGAGCAGGAGAUUGAGGUGACCAACCUGAAGCCAGGCCAUGUCAGGGUUUAUGACUACUACAGCCCAGAGGAGCAGGCCCUGGCUGACUAUAAUAUCUUCUGCAUCUAAGGGACUUGGAUUGCUUCCUUACUGUCCACUGCUUCAGCUCACAGGAUCCCACUAGUACAAGAUGCCUUAGGACAAUGGGGCUGCUGCAUUAUUGCUCCUGGUAUAAUGAGACCUGUGUCACCUGGAAAGUCACAUCUCAGGCUUGGGAUUUUGGUGCUGGGACACAUCUCAGGUUGGAUUUUAGACUAACUCCAGCCUAACCUAUGCUGCUCAUUCUGACAGCCAUUACCUGGUGAAUUUUUUUGGGUGUCUGAUUAAUUCUGAUUGUUUCAAUCCAGGCAUUUUUCUUGCUUGUAAAAAGAAUGAAAAUAAAAUAAAAAUCACA
Catharus ustulatus (Swainson's thrush) is the source of this 4989-nucleotide messenger RNA. RefSeq names its product alpha-2-macroglobulin-like protein 1. The transcript is spliced from 35 exons. Gene Ontology annotation, molecular function: endopeptidase inhibitor activity. Gene Ontology annotation, cellular component: extracellular region. Bases 189 to 4664 code for a protein of 1491 amino acids. NCBI's taxonomy places the organism in Eukaryota, Metazoa, Chordata, Aves, Passeriformes, Turdidae. The record is from RefSeq and is a predicted model, not a curated record.